Ostrea edulis (European flat oyster) is the source of this 2143-nucleotide messenger RNA. RefSeq lists its product as uncharacterized. Gene Ontology annotation, molecular function: DNA binding. Bases 1236 to 1739 code for a protein of 167 amino acids. The record is from RefSeq and is a predicted model, not a curated record. NCBI's taxonomy places the organism in Eukaryota, Metazoa, Mollusca, Bivalvia, Ostreida, Ostreidae. The transcript has 2 exons.
ACAAUAAUUACACAUGUGUCUCCUGUGUUAACACGCAGCUAGUGUUAUAACAAUAAUUACACAUGUGUCUCCUGUGUUAACAUGCAGCUAGUGUUAUAACAAUAAUUACACAUGUGCCCCCUGUGCUGACACGCAGCUAGUAUAAACACAGUAAUUACCCAUGGUAGUGUGCAUAAGAACAGACACAAUAAUCUAUGUACAAGUUUGUGGUCUUCUACUGCCCAUAUUUUAGCUUUAACUCGAAAAAGGUUCAUCAUGAACACAUGGUUAGCACGAUCAAGAAGUUUUCUCAUCUUUUCCCACGCCUUUACACAUAUUCCCAUGAUACAAUUACUCUCGUGAACGGUUCCUCCUCUCGUGAAGUACAGUUUCUUACAUUUACAAAAGUGCACGGAAUUCUCCUCCUCUAAAUUUUGAUAAUUAGCCAUCUUGACUAUGGCUACCCUUGUUAAAAACCGAAUAAAACCAUACAUUUUCUUCCACGUUAUCAAGAACAAUGAUCUGUUUAAAAUCUCGUUCCAGGACGGUAUAUAUUGCUCGAGGUAGUCUGUGCUAUCCCCCUUCCAUACGCAUGCUUUCACUUCACAAGUAUCAAAACCUCCACCUUAUAUUUGUAGGCAAAUUCCUUAAUCAAUCGUAAAUAAAAAGUCCAAUGUUGACCUCCCAAACCACAUCCGAUUUAUAAGGAAAUGUGAUGGAUUUAAUUCCCAUAACUCCAAUACAUUCUAAACAUUGUUCAAACCACUUUGUUCUGUUUUCCGAACUGUCAGUAUAAGGUGCUAUUUUACGAUAAUGAUUCCAAGCUCGACCAAAGUCCCAUUAAGCUAAGAGACAUAUAACCUUAAAACUUUUCAAUAAAGGAUCUUCGUAACAUGUGAUCGUCUCAAGUACUCCUCGAUCUUUUUCAACUGCAAGAUUUCUUCCAUUGACAGAUGAUCGCUUUGAGUAUAUAUCUGACCAGGGAAAUUGUGUACCAAUCUGAUGUGAAAGUCCGUGGGAACGAACUGCUGAACAAUUCACUAUACAUUGAUAUUGCAACGGUCAUCUCCGUCACAAGGCAUCCAGUGCCGCAAACGACACCUACCCAGGCCACAACACCCUUAUGAAGACCCAUUACCACAACGGAGGUAACCUCAGCAAGACACACCAUCCCAUCGAAUGCGUUUUCCUUUGCAUUACCAUCCUUUCAUACUUCAACAGCAUCAUCAACGCCAAUUUUGUCUGGUGGACCAUCAAUGAGCGGAGAUAACAACUAUUUGAAGACUAUUUCUGCUCAGUUGAAUGGUGUACAAGCAACUGUAAAUAUUCUGAGGCAGGAUUUGUCCCUUGCAAAUACGAAGUUGGACGCAGCAAACAGAAGACUCCUGCGCCUUGAGACCUUAAUCAAAGGAGGAGAUCAGGAAGCUUGCAGACUUGAGAUAAGGGAGCAGGCACCACCAGGAGAGGAUUUAAACAGAAUCCCGGAAGACUUGCGGAUCGAGGAAACCAUUGUAUCUGCCUUAAAGAGCGAAGCCAACAACCCCGGUCAUUUUACCUGUUUGCUUUUGAAGAAGAUGUUUGCUGGUUUGUUCUUGACUGGGCAGAGAUCUGAAUACAACUGGUUCGGUGGUGGCCAGAAAGGGAAAAAGGACUUAGACGCAAGAAAGAAAAAGGCGAUCGAAAUCUACGUGGUGCAUUAUUAUCAUGAAGUAAAAAAUACGGCCGCUUGGAGGGACCGUGUAGUGGCUAGGAUUAACUAGUGUUUACGAAGACCUAGGAGAGGACACAUAGAAAUCGUCAAUCUAACAGAAGAGGGGAAUAUAGUGCAACACCCCCCCCAUCAACUGUCCAACAAACUUCAGUGGAACCUGGAGAAGAUUCCGACGAGGAAGAGUACGUUACUGGACCGCUUCGUGCUCUUGCUUUUGCGGACAUUUAAAUGAAGCGAAAGUUGUGUAAAAUCUGCAUUGUGUAUAAAUAAACGGACAUUUUGUAUGUGUUGAACAUAGAAAGUAUACAUGUAUGUUGCUUAGUCAAGUUAUCUUCAAUGUGCAAUGUAUUGAUCUAUAGUGCACAAAGGUUAAAGAAAGAAAUUAUUCGUUAUUAUUAGUAUAUGCUAAUUUGAUCAAUUUCAAUAAAUCUCUUGUAAAUAUGUUCUAUUUCA